CUCCUGCCCUUGCGGGGGCUCCCGCCACUGUUUGGAGGGACUGACGGAGGCCGCAGAGAUGGCCGGGGCCUCGGUGAAGGUGGCGGUGCGUGUCCGCCCCUUCAAUUCCCGGGAAAUGAGCCGCGACUCCAAGUGCAUCAUUCAGAUGUCCGGGAGCACGACCACCAUCGUCAACCCCAAACAGCCCAAGGAAACGCCCAAGAGCUUCAGCUUCGACUACUCCUACUGGUCACACACCUCGCCCGAGGACAUCAACUACGCCUCGCAGAAGCAGGUGUACCGGGACAUCGGGGAGGAGAUGCUGCAGCACGCCUUCGAGGGCUACAAUGUGUGCAUCUUCGCCUACGGGCAGACGGGGGCGGGCAAGUCCUACACCAUGAUGGGCAAGCAGGAGAAGGACCAGCAGGGCAUCAUCCCGCAGCUCUGCGAGGACCUCUUCUCUCGAAUCAACGACACAAGCAACGACAACAUGUCCUACUCUGUGGAGGUGAGCUACAUGGAGAUUUACUGCGAGCGCGUCCGUGACCUUCUGAACCCCAAGAACAAGGGCAACCUGCGGGUGAGGGAGCACCCGCUGCUGGGUCCCUACGUGGAGGACCUCUCCAAGCUGGCCGUCACCUCCUACAAUGACAUCCAGGACCUCAUGGACUCAGGGAACAAGGCCAGGACUGUGGCAGCCACAAACAUGAAUGAGACCAGCAGCCGCUCCCACGCCGUCUUCAACAUCAUCUUCACCCAGAAGCGCCAUGAUGCCGAGACCAACAUCACCACGGAGAAAGUGAGCAAGGUCAGCCUGGUGGACCUGGCCGGGAGCGAGCGGGCUGACUCCACGGGCGCCAAGGGCACACGCCUCAAGGAAGGCGCCAACAUCAACAAAUCCCUGACCACACUGGGAAAGGUCAUCUCCGCUCUGGCCGAAAUGGACUCUGGACCCAACAAGAACAAGAAAAAGAAGAAGACAGAUUUCAUUCCCUACCGAGAUUCUGUGCUGACCUGGCUCCUCCGGGAAAACCUGGGCGGCAACUCGAGGACGGCUAUGGUGGCAGCCCUGAGCCCCGCUGACAUCAACUACGACGAGACCCUCAGCACGCUGAGGUAUGCCGACAGAGCCAAGCAGAUCCGCUGCAAUGCCAUCAUCAACGAGGACCCCAACAACAAGCUGAUCCGUGAGCUGAAGGACGAGGUGACCCGGCUGCGGGACCUGCUGUAUGCCCAGGGCCUUGGCGACAUCACCGACACCAACACGGUGCCCGGAGGACCCAAAUAUGUGUUCGACCUUGAGAACAAUAACCGUAACUGUGGCGGGGUGGAGUUGCAUCAAGCCCCUGACAAUCUCUCCACAGUGACCAACGCCCUGGUGGGCAUGAGCCCCUCAUCCUCGCUCUCGGCCCUGUCCAGCCGCGCGGCCUCCGUGUCCAGCCUGCACGAGCGCAUCCUGUUUGCCCCGGGCAGCGAGGAGGCCAUCGAAAGGCUGAAGGAAACAGAAAAGAUCAUAGCCGAGCUCAACGAGACCUGGGAGGAGAAGCUGCGGCGGACCGAAGCCAUCCGGAUGGAGAGGGAAGCGCUGCUGGCCGAGAUGGGCGUGGCCAUGAGGGAAGAUGGUGGUACCUUGGGUGUGUUCUCUCCCAAAAAGACGCCACAUCUGGUCAACCUGAACGAAGACCCGCUGAUGUCCGAGUGCCUGCUCUACUACAUCAAGGAUGGGACCACCAGAGUGGGCAGGGAAGACGGGGAGCGGCGGCAGGACAUCGUCCUGAGCGGGCACUUCAUCAAGGAGGAGCACUGUGUCUUCCGGAGCGACUCCAGGGGAGGCACUGAAGCCGUGGUGACCCUGGAGCCCUGCGACGGGGCAGACACCUAUGUCAACGGCAAGAAAGUCACGGAGCCCAGCAUCCUGCGGUCAGGAAACCGCAUCAUCAUGGGCAAGAGCCACGUGUUCCGGUUCAACCACCCUGAGCAGGCCCGGCAGGAGCGCGAGCGCACGCCCUGUGCAGAGACGCCCGCCGAGCCCGUGGACUGGGCCUUCGCCCAGCGCGAGCUGCUGGAGAAGCAGGGCAUCGACAUGAAGCAGGAGAUGGAGCAGAGGCUUCAGGAGCUGGAGGACCAGUACCGCCGGGAGCGGGAGGAGGCCACCUACCUGCUGGAGCAGCAGAGGCUGGACUACGAGAGCAAGCUGGAGGCCCUGCAGAAGCAGAUGGGCUCCAGGUACUACCCGGAGGUGAACGAGGAGGAGGAGGAGCCGGAGGACGAAGUCCAGUGGACAGAGAGGGAGUGUGAGCUGGCGCUCUGGGCCUUCCGGAAGUGGAAGUGGUACCAGUUCACGUCCCUGCGGGACCUGCUGUGGGGCAACGCCAUCUUCCUCAAGGAGGCCAACGCCAUCAGCGUUGAGCUGAAGAAGAAGGUCCAGUUCCAGUUUGUCCUGCUCACGGACACGCUCUACUCGCCGCUGCCCCCAGACCUGCUGCCCCCAGAGGCCGCCAAAGACCGAGAGACGCGCCCCUUUCCCCGCACCAUCGUGGCCGUGGAGGUCCAGGACCAGAAGAAUGGAGCCACCCACUACUGGACGCUGGAGAAACUCAGGCAGCGCCUGGACCUCAUGCGGGAGAUGUGUGACCGGGCAGCAAAGGUGCCCUCCAGCGUCAUCGAGGACUGCGACAACGUGGUGAUCGGUGGAGACCCCUUCUAUGACCGCUUCCCCUGGUUCCAGCUGGUGGGCAGCCCAGUCAUCUCUGGCUGCAGCAGCCACCCUCUUCUCAACACAUGCAUGAGCGAGCGCAUGGCUGCUCUCACCCCCUCCCCCACCUUCUCGAGCCCCGACUCCGACGCCACCGAGCCUGCCGAGGAGCAGAGCAUGGGGGAGGAGGAGGAGGAGGAGGAGGAGGAGGAGGACCUGGAGGACGACGUCUUUCCGGAGCACGCGCUGUGCGACGGCCGGGACCCGUUUUACGACCGGCCCCCCCUGUUCAGUUUAGUAGGAAGGGCCUUCGUGUACCUGAGCAACUUGCUGUACCCCGUGCCGCUGGUGCACCGCGUGGCCAUCGUCAGUGAGAAGGGCGAAGUGAAGGGUUUCCUCCGUGUGGCUGUCCAGGCCAUCUCAGCCGACGAAGAGGCCCCCGAUUAUGGCUCCGGCGUCCGCCAGUCGGGAACUGCUAAAAUCUCCUUUGAUGACCAGCAUUUCGAGAAGUUCCAGUCCGAGUCCUGCCCUGUGGUAGGGAUGUCCCGCUCAGGGACCUCCCAGGAAGAACUGCGCAUCGUGGAAGGUCAGGGCCAGGGCGCUGAUGCGGGGCCCUCAGCAGAUGAGGUCAACAACAACACCUGCUCAGCGGUGCCUCCGGAGGGCCUCCUCUUAGACAGCCCCGAGAAAGCCUCCCUGGAUGGGCCCCUGGACGCGGCCCUGGACCACCUCCGCCUGGGCAGCACCUUCACGUUCCGUGUGACAGUCCUGCAGGCCUCCAGCAUCUCCGCAGAAUACGCCGACAUCUUCUGCCAGUUCAACUUCAUUCACCGCCACGACGAGGCAUUCUCCACCGAGCCUCUGAAGAAUACGGGCAGGGGGCCGCCGCUUGGCUUCUACCACGUCCAAAAUAUUGCAGUGGAGGUGACCAAGUCCUUCAUCGAGUACAUCAAGAGCCAGCCCAUUGUAUUCGAGGUCUUCGGCCACUACCAGCAGCACCCGUUUCCGCCCCUCUGCAAGGAUGUGCUCAGUCCCCUGAGGCCCUCGCGUAGACACUUCCCUCGGGUCAUGCCUCUGUCCAAGCCAGUGCCUGCCACCAAACUUAGCACACUGACACGGCCCAGCCCGGGGCCCUGCCAUUGCAAAUACGACCUGCUGGUCUACUUCGAGAUCUGCGAGCUGGAGGCCAAUGGCGAUUACAUCCCUGCCGUGGUGGACCACCGUGGGGGCAUGCCGUGCAUGGGGACCUUCCUCCUCCAUCAGGGCAUCCAGAGGCGGAUAACCGUGACACUGCUGCAUGAGACAGGCAGCCACAUCCGCUGGAAGGAAGUGCGCGAGCUGGUCGUGGGUCGCAUCCGAAACACUCCCGAAACUGACGAGUCCCUGAUCGACCCCAACAUCUUGUCUCUCAAUAUCCUCUCCUCUGGAUACAUCCAGCCAGCCCAAGACGACCGGCAGUUUCUUGAUUCGGACAUACCUAGGACCUUCUACCAGUUUGAGGCUGCGUGGGACAGCUCUAUGCACAACACUCUCCUGCUGAACCGUGUCACCCCUUACCGCGAGAAAAUCUACAUGACCCUGUCCGCUUACAUUGAGAUGGAGAACUGCACCCAGCCGGCCGUCAUCACCAAAGACUUCUGCAUGGUCUUCUACUCCCGCGACGCCAAGCUGCCUGCCUCACGCUCCAUCCGCAAUCUGUUCGGCAGUGGGAGUCUGCGGGCCUCGGAGAGCAACCGCGUGACGGGAGUGUAUGAGCUCAGUCUGUGCCAUGUGGCUGACGCGGGCAGCCCAGGGAUGCAACGCCGGCGCCGGCGAGUGUUGGACACAUCCGUGGCCUAUGUCCGGGGAGAGGAGAACCUGGCAGGCUGGAGGCCCCGGAGUGACAGCCUCAUCCUGGACCACCAGUGGGAGCUGGAGAAGCUGAGCCUCCUGCAGGAGGUCGAGAAGACGAGGCACUACCUGCUCCUGCGGGAGAAGCUGGAGACCACCCAGCGGCCAGUCCCCGAAGUGCUGUCCCCAGUCUCCAGUGAGGACUCCGAGGCCCACGGCUCGUCCAGCGCCUCCUCCCCGCUCUCUGCAGAGGGCCGGCCAUCACUCCUGGAGGCUCCCAACGAGAGGCAGCGGGAACUGGCCGUCAAGUGCCUGCGCCUGCUCAUGCACACCUUCAACCGCGAGUACACCCACAGCCAUGUCUGCAUCAGCGCCAGCGAGAGCAAGCUCUCUGAGAUGUCUGUCACCUUGCUGCGGGACCCAUCCAUGUCCCCUCUGGGGGCAGCCACGCUCACCCCCUCCUCCACCUGCCCCUCUCUGGUUGAAGGGCGGUACGGUGCCGCCGACCUGAGGACACCACAGCCAUGCUCACGGCCAGCCAGCCCAGAGCCCGAGCCGGAGCUGCUGCUGGAAGUGGACUCCAAGAAGCCCCCCUCCCCUGCCCAGGUGACGGAGGCCGACAAGGAGCCCCAGCGCCUGCUAGUCCCUGACAUCCAGGAGAUUCGGGUCAGCCCGAUCGUCUCCAAGAAGGGGUACCUGCACUUCCUGGAGCCGCACACGGCAGGCUGGGCCAAGCGCUUCGUGGUGGUACGGCGCCCCUAUGCCUACAUGUACAACAACGACAGGGACUCUGUGGAGAGGUUUGUGCUCAACCUGUCCACGGCCCAGGUGGAGUACAGUGAGGACCAGCAGGCUAUGCUCAAGACGCCCAACACGUUUGCCGUGUGCACGGCGCACCGUGGCAUCCUGCUGCAGGCGAGCAGCGACAAGGACAUGCACGACUGGCUGUACGCCUUCAACCCCCUCCUGGCCGGGACCAUCCGGUCCAAGCUCUCCAGGAGGAGGUCUGCCCAGAUGCGGGUGUGAGCCGGAGCCCUCCCGUGACAGCCCCCGCCCUCGUCCUCCACCGCC
Molecule: messenger RNA, 5575 nt
Organism: Galeopterus variegatus (Sunda flying lemur)
Lineage: Eukaryota; Metazoa; Chordata; Mammalia; Dermoptera; Cynocephalidae
Gene: KIF1A
Product: kinesin family member 1A
Exons: 49
Coding region: 59-5530 (1823 amino acids)
Biological process (GO): microtubule-based movement
Molecular function (GO): microtubule motor activity; ATP binding; microtubule binding
Source: RefSeq, a predicted model, not a curated record